UGUCGGUGAAAGUCGUUCUCUCGGGAGUGGAUUAACCUCAAAGGAAGUGCAAAUAGCGAAGGUCGCCGUGCCGUCGUCGUUGACGUCGUCUUCUUAGCGGAUGGUGACAUUCGAGAGUGCGCGGGUGGAUUUUCCGCUAUGUGUUUUUUUUUUCAAAUGUGCUUCAAUCGUAUAUGACGGUUAAAAGUGCGGUUGAUAUAAGAUUGGUUACAAUCUUACAGAAAUAAACAAAUUCGGAUAAGCCGGAAGUGGAAAAGGUGGCAGAGAUACGAAACAAACAACCGACAAGUGUUUUCGUUUAGAACGAACACCCCACCAUAUCGGCGAGAGGGAGAGCCGAACCAUCCUAAACCAUCUCACCGCACGGGCACAGCAUCCAGUGUGGAAGCAGCAGCCAGUAUUUCAGCGGCGCGUGUGUGUGAAAAGUGAAAAGUGGAUACUCCGUCGUCCUUUUUGCGAAAAACGUCGGAGGCGAAAAUUUUCUUUUUGUGGACCUCAAACUCCGGAAAACUGGCCACGCCGUGGUAGAAACACUCCGUCGGUACCGGUACGAUCGGUCGGAAUCAUCGUGGAUUACGGGCGCUGGCCCACGCACGGUGCAAUUUUUUGCGUUUCUAAUCGGAUGGUCGUCGGCCCAGAGUGAGUUUUCCCUGCCGCUGCCCAUUUUGUGAAGAGAAGAAAAACUCGGGGCGUCGACUUACGGUGGAGUCAAAUAACUUCUGUGGCCUUCCUGUGAGGGUUUUAGGCAGGAAUUGUCUUGCUAAUAGCAUCAGAUUGAUAAAUGAAGAUUUGAAAAUGCGGAUUUCAGUGUAAACUGUGCAACGAUUUAAAAAAUAGGUGCUUGAAAAUCGGAAAAAAUGGAAGCAGUGUUGGAAAAAGGAUAACCAGGGUUCAAACGCUUCGUCUUUGGGGGAGUCUAAAAAGUGUAAAAUAACCCGUGGGGUGGAAAAUGCUGCAAGAAGAGAUUCGAAAAAUGGUGUUACGCAUUAGAUUAUUUGAAAAUCAAGAGAUGGAUGACUAUAUGUCCUCCCAAUUGACGACGAGUGAUGGCGUCAAGGAAAAGAAGAAGUAUGGUAUCAAUAUUUAAGAUGAGACCACCUCAGUGAGGUCGCCAAUGGAUAAGUGAAAAGUAUUUUGUUCAAGUUACGUUUCGUUCAGAAUAGUUGCGAAAUAAAACAGAAAUGAUUGUAAAUUAUGUAAAGUUACUCCAAAAUGGCCAGAUGGACAGGUACUAUGGCUACCAUGGAGAAUGCGGAAGCGAGUGAAAAUUGCAGCUGAAUUUUUACUCUACGACACAUUUAGAGUAACGGGAGUAGCAGAAGCAGCAGAAGUCGUCGAAGCAAAAACGCAACCCCGAAAAAGGAAGAGGCGGUGGGCUGGGGCGUACAAGGAUUUUCCUGUAAGUCUCUCCGAAAUUCGAAUCUACCGACAGCACUCCAGACAGAGGCUGUCUCUCCUCGAAUCUUCCAAAAUCAAAGAAUCUGUACGAUCUCCUCGCGUAUUCUGCUCUCGCGUCUUCAACCGUGCCUCCUACUGUUCGAACACAAAUGAAACCACAAACUUAUACACUCGCACUUUCGUUGAAGAACAGUGACAAGUGAGAUAGCAACUAGAGAUAUUAUAUCGCAUUAAUCUAAAAAAAGAAACAAGUUAUCAACACGUAGAAGAAAAAUGCCAAAACCUACGACUUUCGCCUCGGGCCUUAACAGGCGCCGAACGAUGAAAAUAAUUCCGUUGGUCCUCCUCUGCAUGUUCAAUCGUCCCGUAUUGGGCCAACGCCCGCUAGGUAAUGCCACAUUUGGUGCAGCUCACAACUCGACAGGUGUAAUCAACGUCCUUCAACCGUCGACAACGUCUACGACCAACGAGCCACCUUCUGAGCACUACGAACAUCCCGACCAUCGGACUGCCUCCAGCAAUCAAAUUGCUCACGAGGAAGAAGACGCCGCUCCCUAUCCCAGUAUCAAUGACAUUACGUCUGAGAAUGGGAAUCGGGGUGCCAGUCCCAGUCUGAUCCAACAGGCGCGGAACAACAAAUACAUUCCGACGCCGACUACGGCCCAUCGCGCUCAUGGCGGUGGAGCGGAUGAUGCACACCACGACCGGAAGAUGCCAUUCAAUCCGAGGCGAUUUAAGGCCUCCAGCAUAGCAGAGCUGCGGAGGUUAAAUAAUGAGCAGAAAUCGCAAGAACCGGCAGAGCUGCCCGAUCGAAACGGUUCUGCGACAUCGUCCAGAGGCAACGAUGGUGGCCAGUCGCGACAAAAUCUGCUGGAUAUGCACUACGGGAACUCAGUGUCAUCGCCCGGGUACCGGAGGCCUUACGAGCAUUUCAAAACGCCGAGGGACGAUCCUUUGCGGGCGAUUUACGAGCGGAUUAAUGUGCACUACCCGCACCAACAACCGACUGCCCUCGAGAUAGACAACAUGCUCGGAGUGAUGUGCAACUUUGAAACCGAAUGCGCCUGGAAAGCGGACGAAGCCAAUCCCAACAGCUUCCAGGUGGUAACCGGGGCAAAUCUGACGGCAUCCAACCGAACCGGCAUGAUGCCGGGCCCCAGCUCCGACAUACUCGGUGACGCCAAUGGCCACUUUCUGCAUCUGCGGCUAACGGGCAACAGCACCCAACACAUUCUGACCUCGCCGAUGUUUGGCGCAACUCGGGAGCACUGCUAUCUGGAGAUGAUGACCCACCAGAGCGCGAUGGGACACGGUACGUUGCGCAUUGUGAUCGAAACCAGUGGGAACCAGGAUCCAUCCUGGGUGCCGGCUGAGAUCAUGGGCAACGAUUUGCGCAAAUGGCAGCGGAUCACGUUCCGAAUCGAUCGGAUAUCGAAGGACUUUCAGAUUCUGUUCGAGGUUGUGCCGAAUCGAAUAGGCGGGCGAGCGAGAGGACACGUCAGUAUAGACAACUUGAAGUUGGUGAACUGCUUCCCGGAUGCGUUGAGCACGAAGAAUUGCAGCGAGUCCCAAGUGCAGUGUACUUCUCGUAAGUUACCGGUCUGCAUCAAGACUCCAAAGAUUUGUGACAUCACCGUUGACUGCGAUGAAGAGGAAGACGAAACGCUCAAUUGCGACAAAAUCCCCUUCGGAGGACGCUGCGACUUCGAAAGUAAUUGGUGCGGUUGGCAGAACUAUGGCAACGCCAUCUUGUCCUGGGCACGCCACUCCGGACCUACGCCAACCGAGAAGACCGGACCGGAUUUCGACCACACAUAUUGGCAAAGCAAUACCACCGGUUACUACAUGUUCGUCAAUAUGAACCAGCACGCCAACGACAGUGAGAAGAAAACACUGGUCGGAUUGGCCAGCAACGCUAUCAUGAACAGUGUCAUCUUUAACCCUCCACCUCUGGUGCACACGAAUGCUUCCUCGCCAUUUCGAAACUCCUGUGUGGUCCGCUUCUACGUCCAUCAGUUCGGAAUGAAUCCGGGGAGUAUCAACCUGUCGAGUGUGGAAAUCAAAGAGAAAGAGAAUGUGACUACAACUCUCUGGUGGAGCUCCAAGAAUCUCGGAGAUGACUGGCAACGAGUUGAUAUCAUUCUACCGAACAUUACUACAAAGUAUUAUCUACAAUUCGAGGCACGCAUGGGUAUGAGGAUCUACUCGGAUGUUGCCAUCGAUGACUUCUCGCUGAGUCCGGAGUGCUUCGGGCUUAACAUUCCGGCCGAUGACCUGGAAGGGUACAACUACUGGGAUCCCCGUAUUGGGGGGAUUAAACAACCGCACAAAGACUUUGUCGGGAAGUCAUAUAUCGAGCUCAAUACAUGUGGCGCUACAGGGCAGCAAGGGCCGACUUCAUCCGAUUGUUUGGCGUCGUACAACAACACCGAAGCGUUGAACGCUAUCCACGUGAUCGAUAGUCUACCAUUCAAGGGAAUCCAGGCGUGGAAGGUUCCAAACGAGGGCUAUUACACAAUCAUCGCCAAGGGUGCAGGUGGUGGUCUCGGGUCCGGUGGAGUUGGAUCUUCUCGGGGAGCGAUGGUGUUGAGCGUGCUGGAGCUACACAAGGAUGAGGAGAUCUACAUUCUGGUGGGACAAAGCGGAGAGCACGCUUGCAUUAAGUCGAUGGGACUGCGGGAUGAAACUUGCGAGCCCAAGAACAAACAAUACGCGAAUGAUCUUUUCUUCUCUAAGACGCAUCAGGUGAAGAAUACAGUUAUCGAAGAUGGUGCUGGAGGCGGUGGUGGAGGGACCUACGUAUUUUUGCUCAACUCAGCCAACACUGCUGUUCCAUUAUUGGUAGCCGGCGGGGGUGGCGGUCUUGGUGUAGGUCGGUAUCUCGACGAAGACAUACAGCAUGGUAAGAAGUUUAUCCUGGGAAAGAAAGACGUUUCUGGGAUGGCUCAUUCUGAGGCAGCAAGGCAUGCAGGCCCAGGAGGAGGUUGGCGAGCCCAGGCCGAUAUGGCACUGGAUCCAAACUAUGGAGCAUCUCUGCUGGAAGGAGGCCGCGGAGGUGUUCCCUGCUAUCAACCACGGGGAACUCAUGGUCAGGGUGGCUUCGGUGGAGGUGGUGGUGGUUGCGAUACGGGUGGUGGAGGCGGAGGCUAUUCCGGUGGAGAUACGAUGAUCAAUUCGACUAAUGGACAGGGCGGUAGCUCGUUCCUGGCGUCGAAGAGAAACGUCCCGGAGUUGUCUAUGGAGCAUUCUGGAACCAAUAGUGGUCACGGAGCGGUGUUAAUUAUACCGGCGAUUCAAGGCUGUGGUUGCGAUUAUCGAUGUGUGGCGCUCGACGAGUACCGAUCUACUGUGGGAUGUAUCUGCCCAGAUGGGUGGACGCUCAAACCUGAUAACUAUACUGCUUGUGAAUUACAAACUGAAACCUUAGAAAUGAAGUACCUAAUCAUAUUCUUUGUAAUCGUUGUGAUAGUUUUAUGUGCAGCACUGGCUAGUCUAAUACUCAUCUUAUAUAAUCGCUAUCAACGUAAACGUCAAGCUGCUCUCCGGCACAAAAUGUUGCUCGAGCAGGAUCUACAGUUAAGUCGACUACGCACCACCGCGGAUGACACAGGUUUGACAAACUUCAAUCCUAACUACGGUUGUGAUGGUAUUCUGAACGGGAACGUCGAUGUCAAGAGUUUGCCACAAGUGGCACGCGAAAGUUUGCGACUUGUCAAGGCUCUCGGACAGGGAGCAUUCGGAGAGGUUUACCAAGGUUUAUACCGACACCGUGAUGGAGAUGCUGUAGAAAUGCCCGUGGCGGUGAAAACUUUGCCAGAAAUGUCAACCGGACAAGCCGAGUCAGAUUUCCUCAUGGAGGCUGCCAUCAUGGCCAAGUUUAACCAUCCGAACAUUGUGCACCUGAUAGGUGUCUGCUUCGAUCGCCACCCACGAUUUAUCGUUCUUGAACUACUCGCUGGUGGGGAUCUUAAGAACUUCCUUCGGGAAGGCCGCAACAAACCUGAACGUCCAUCUCCUCUCACCAUGAAGGAUCUUAUCUUCUGCGCCCUGGAUGUGGCCAAGGGUUGUCGCUACAUGGAGAGUAAACGCUUCAUCCAUCGUGAUAUUGCCGCACGGAAUUGUUUACUUAGUAGUAAGGGCCCCGGUCGAGUCGUCAAGAUUGCUGAUUUUGGAAUGGCUCGCGACAUCUACCGAUCUGACUACUACCGGAAAGGCGGCAAAGCGAUGCUGCCCAUCAAGUGGAUGCCUCCGGAAGCCUUCCUGGAUGGUAUCUUCACCUCUAAGACUGAUGUAUGGUCGUUCGGCGUGCUUUUGUGGGAGGUAUUCAGCUUGGGGCUGAUGCCCUACACCGGACUUCCAAAUCGCGAUGUAAUGCAACUAGUCACUGGGGGAGGUCGUCUCGAUGCUCCUCCUGGCUGCCCCAAUGCCAUCUAUCGCAUCAUGGCAGACUGCUGGAAUCCUACACCGGAGGAACGGCCCACGUUCUCCUACCUACUGGAACAGUUGACGACCUGUACUCAGGAUCCGGAAGUGAUGAACGCUCCUUUGCCAAGCUUUUUCAGGCAACCUUCUAAUGAAAGGGACACGACUAUUAUGCGACCACCCGGAAACGACGACUUCUGUCUGCAAGUUCCCAAUUCGUCUGAUUAUCUCAUACCGCUCCCCGGUCCUAGGAGUGUAGCUGAACGACUGCUCAGCGAAGCCACUGGUGUAACCAUUCCGGACACCAUGGUCACCUGCACUGCACCGAAAACAGCCUCUCCGAGAAUAAUGAACGGUUAUCAGUCUCAGCCGCAGGAGGGAAAAUGCUGGGAGACCUCCUUCAUCCGGGAACAUCCAACCGUCGUUACUUCGGUAGCCACCAUGCCAACUCAAGAGCCUACCAUGCUGGUCACCGAGAAUGGUCCCUUGGAAGUUCCCUGUCCAAUGGUCGACAAGCUCAUCUCCCUCGACACGCCACAGCAAACGCCAACCAGUAUACAGCCGCCCAUCUCCUUCAGCAACCCGAUGACCAAUUCCAUCGGGACCGGUGGUCCACUGAACGGCAUGGUUGCGCACUGCAACGGUCUGAACGGCAACGGAGUUAUGCCGCCGCCUCCCGUCAUGGAUCCCAUCGAAACGGCCAAGUUGCUCAACAGCAUACCGGCACCGAUUACGUUGGAUCCGUCGACGUUGAACAAACAGCAAACCGGAGGCGUGGGAGGAACCUCGUACGCCAACAUCCGGAUGAUCAACGCCAGUGCGCUGAACAACGGUGACAUUGGGGAAAAAAUUAUCGGUGGACGGGGUAAUGGGGGCGGGGGCGGUGGUGUUGGGGUCAAUAGUGGGGGAAGCCACCACCACAGUAACAGCAGUGGGAGCGAUAAAAGCGACAACAGACCGACGGCGUUCACCAUUCAGACGUUCAGUGAUCGGUACAUAAACAAUGAGAACCACUCGGAGAUCAGCUGUUAGAUGGCUCGGGCUGAAG
Molecule: messenger RNA, 6868 nt
Organism: Armigeres subalbatus
Lineage: Eukaryota; Metazoa; Arthropoda; Insecta; Diptera; Culicidae
Gene: Alk
Product: leukocyte tyrosine kinase receptor
Exons: 17
Coding region: 1672-6852 (1726 amino acids)
Biological process (GO): regulation of neuron differentiation; protein phosphorylation; cell surface receptor protein tyrosine kinase signaling pathway
Cellular component (GO): plasma membrane; signaling receptor complex
Molecular function (GO): transmembrane receptor protein tyrosine kinase activity; ATP binding; protein binding
Source: RefSeq, a predicted model, not a curated record